Pseudocercospora fijiensis CIRAD86 is the source of this 3524-nucleotide messenger RNA. RefSeq names its product DENN domain-containing protein. Gene Ontology annotation, biological process: regulation of Rab protein signal transduction. The transcript has 3 exons. Gene Ontology annotation, cellular component: cytoplasmic vesicle. Lineage: Eukaryota; Fungi; Ascomycota; Dothideomycetes; Mycosphaerellales; Mycosphaerellaceae. The record is from RefSeq and is a predicted model, not a curated record. The coding region runs from base 225 to 3116 and encodes 963 amino acids.
AUCGUGACCGACUUACACGCCCACCUUCAGCGUGUCGUCGUACGCUCGUGGGCAGCAGGCCGGCAUCCUGUCCAUUCCCCCAGUGCCGCCAGAGCGCAAUCGUGCCUCACCAACGCCAGCCAACGAGCUACUACUGCACUGCACUGGGCAACCGGCGGCAGACCACCGCCACCUUCAACUCGCCAUCGCUCUGUGGGCAGCUCGACUACCACCACAUCCCCAUCAUGGCGCCCUCCUUUCACUCUGCAGCCGCACGCCCGCGCUCCAACGAGUCUGCUCGUCCUCCAACCCGCGGUGACGACAACAAUCUGGAGAUCCCCAACCGCACCUCCUCCCUGCACUCGCGCAUCGCGCAGCCAAUUCCGAGCACAAUGCCUCCGGCCAAGACUGGCUCGCGCGCUCCCAAGACAUUGACGCACGCAUACAUGGUAUGCGGUGUGGGACGAGAGCCAUCGCAAUGGGUGAAGGCACCCGCUCCGACCCACGGCAAAAUCGGCCACAUGAAGGCUUCGGUCGGUCAGUUCUGGCUUCCAGAGAUUCUUGGAAGCAGCCCUCGAUUGGAGCAAGAUAAUGAAAUCGCCAGAUCACUCCAUGCUGCAAUGAGAGCAUGUUUCCCCCAUGAUGUCGAGAUAUGUACGGGCGCAAGCCAACCUCACUGUGUGCACCACGCAUUUGUCCUGCAGCAGGAUUCCUCGCACACUCUCUAUGGCAUCGCACUCAGGGUUUGGUCGCGUGCCGACGAGAAGCGUGCGGAGACCAUCCGAGAUCUGCGCAAGCGCACGGAACCUGACUACUAUGACACUCCCGGCGAGACCUACUGGAUUCCAUACUGCUUGUCCUUCCUCUCGCGUUAUCCAUUGUACAAUUUACUGGGUGACUACCUGCGAGGCAUGUGGAUUCACUGGAACAAGGCCACCAAUUUGUUCCACGCAGAGGAAGUUUCCAGGAUAUUGAGCUUUCCCGCUCCACGCCUGAACGAUCUGGUUCGCAUUGACAUGAAGGAUUAUGCGCUCUGCUACCAGUUCCCUGCCUCCCCAACUGGUUUCCAGAACUUUGCAAUGUGGCCUCUGUUCAGCUGUCUUUCAAUCCCCAAUAUCCUAGGCGUUUUGGAGGCUGCCGUGUCGCCAACCAGAAGGAUCAUCUUCAUUUCGCACUACCCUGCCAUGUUGACCGUGGCUACCGAGACUGUCCGCUUCAUGGUUCGCGUCUACGAAUGGAGUGGCCUGUACGUCCCUGUCGUGCACGCCCGCCAUGCAAAGGAGCUAGUGCAGGAACCUGGACCUUAUAUCCUGGGCGUGACUGCCGAGUGCCGAACAUUGUUCACAGCGCCAUCGGAUGCUUUGGUGGUCGACCUCGACCGGAAUUUCGUACUCACAUCCAGUCCGCCAAACGCCUGGUCAGCUAAGCAGAGGUCCAAACUCAUCAACCGGAUGACCCAGGCCCUCAAUGGCGAUGUUGUGCCCUCCGGUGUGCCGCAGCACCUCCGCUCUGCCUACGGCGGUGGCAAACUCAUCCCGGCUGGUCAAAUCAUUGUCAUGCGCGGCGAAGUGGAGAGCGUGCAAGAUCCAGGCUGGUGGAACCAGGAAGAGCUCAUGAGAGUCAUGGAUCGUGCUUGCGAGAAGCUGGGCAAGAACAGCGGACUCAAGUCGGUCUUCGGCGGAUCUCAGAAGAAGCCUCUCAUGACCAAGGUUUCUAUGAGACACCUCAACGAGAUCGUUCGUGAGAGGAACCAGUACUCUCGUGACGCGAUGGAGGCAUGGCAAGACUUCAUCAAUUUGAAGGGCCGCAUGGACACCGAGCUCGCCAAGGUCACGAAGCGUAAUAACUUUUUGGUCGAGGAAUUGGAAAGCUGGAAGCAGCAGUUCUUGAAAUUCCAAGCAUUUGCCGAACAGCUGACGAAGGAAACGAACGACCUCAAGGUGAAGAUCGAGAACCACAAGCGCGAGAACCGCCGCCUCACCAGCAUGAUCGAUCAGCAGAAAGACGAUGCUGCGCGGCUCACAGUCCGCCUCUCCGGAACCGAGAAGCAAAGAGACGACGCGCUCGAGGCACUCGUUUUGCAGCAGGAAAUCGCAGAAGAGCUGGAGCGAGAGCGGAAGAGAAACAAGAAGGACCUUUCGGCGCUGCAGCACACCAAUGCUACCCUCCUCCGACAACGCGACGAGGCACAGCGCGUCGUGUUGCACCUUCGUGCGCUCAUCGACGGACAAGCUCACCACAUGGAGCACAUCGUCAAGUCGCUCAACGACGCUCCAGAAACUGCCGAAUUCGUCGACGCUGAUGAGGAACUCGAGGGAGACAAGUCGCCUGUCAAGGAUGAGAACGAAGUCGGCCUCAAUCGUGGUAUUGGUGGAAUGGGUGGUUCCAGAGGGUCCUCCAGGGCAAGCACGCGUCUGUCACAGUAUGGUCGCAUUGAUGGUGAGGACAUCUCUUCAGCCAUGGAGCCUCGCCUUUACUCCACUUCGGCUCCCCGCAAGCGCUUUUCUGAACUCAGCUUGACUGAUGUCGCAGAUCGCCAUCUCCGCGACAAGACGGAGUCGAUCGCCUACAUCAUUCGCAACAUCUCAGAGCAGUGCGCCGCUGCCGUCGAAGGUCUCGACCUCGCACGACGCGCCGAUACUUCGAGCGCCACCAGCGAAGGAGGCGACGACGAUGACAGGCCCGAGUCCAAGAAGAAGCGCGGCAAGAGACCGGCGAAGAACCUCACGCCCGUUUCCGUGGACGGCGACCAUGACAACGACCAGGCCAGCGUGGGGUCUGAGUCCGAAUACGGCGAUGGCAAGAGCGAGGGCACUGGUAGCUACCUACAUCCGAAGCGCGUGUCUGGCACAUCUUCGACAUCCGGCACUUCCAACGUGCCACCAACACCAGACCUUGUACACGACCGCAGCUCCACCAGCAUGAGCUCAGUGAGCGAGAGCACUGCCGCAACACCACAGCGGUCGAGCUUGAACAGCGUAUACAAGAACCAAGAUGUCCCCGAGGUGCCAACCCACAUUGCCGAUCAAGAAGAGAUCGAUGUCGGUCACCGUCUGGAGGAGAUUGUCGAGGAGCCUGUCACCAAGUUCAUUCCUCAAGGUCUUGAGCACCGACGAAGCCCGCAGGAAACGGCGUGACUCCUUAAACCGCGGUCGUCUCGCGGUCGCUUCCCAGUCGUUACGAUCUUGAAUUAAUUGAUUGUGGACAUUUACUGCCAGAAAAGCAGGAUCUUGCAUGGCGUUGAACAGGAGCUGAACGGGGUUUUACGAGAAUCAUCUUGGUGCCAUGUCUGUCUUUGCCGGACACCGAGACGCUUGCACGCUUUUGUUUUGUUGUUUCUAAGCUGAGAUACUCCCUUUUGCUUGUGCUUUGCCGAGACACCGGCAACAUCUUUGUAACGUCACUCGUUCUCACGGCCUGAAACUAUCUAAUACUAUGAUCUGGUGGAGGUGGAGGAGAUGUGUACGAUCGUAUGUUCGGCGAUGUAGUUCAGAUAGCAGUCUGCUGUUUGUAUCAACGCUGUCACGCGAGGAAAGUGCAUGCUG